AUGGCGGCUGUCAACCAGAAUAUGUUUGACGCCUGCGUCGCUAUUGAACGGCCCCAAGGCCCAACCUUGCUGGUUCUACCGUUGAACCUAAUUGCGCGGAUUAUCGCUCGUUUGGACGAUCCGGGCGACCUCGCUCGUCUGUGCCGGACAUGUCGAGUCCUCAACUACAUGGCCCUCCCCCAGCUCUAUCAAAACCUCAUCCUAACCUCCUACGAUAAGAUCCGAUACCGCGGCGACCAGCCGGAGGGCAUGGGGAGCGCAAGUCCGUUCACAAUGGGACUGAAUGCCGUCAUCACGCGACCGUACGCAUCGCUUGUCCGGUCACUGACGCUGCGCGGUGACUGGCGGGAACAGGAGCUGGAAGAACAUGCGCGCGUCGGACGGGUGCCGGAUUCGUCAAUGAUGCUGAAUAUCACUAUCCGGGCAGCCGUGGAUCGGAUGCAGGAACUGGAGGACUUCCGCUGGGAGCUCAGCACCAAGAUGCUCGAGACCGUGUACCUAGGGCUGGCGCAGUUGCCGAAGCUGACCUCAUUGACACUCCGGUUCCCCAGCAGUCGGCAUCCGCGCCCAACGACGGUCAUCCCGGCCAUGCCGCACCUGCGGUACCUGAAGAUCACGGACAUUGACCCGCUCUGCUACCCGGAUGAUAUAUCGACGCUGCUUUACAAGGCGCGGAAGUUGAAGGAGCUGAAGAUGCACUGGUCGCCGCGGAUGAGGAACAUGCAGGAGCCGAGCGUGAUGCUCCACGACUAUUUCCGGAAAUGCAUCUCAGCGAAGCAGCCCAUGGCAGUCAAAUCAUUUGCUUUGGCGAACCUGUACGCGCGGCAUAGCGAGGAUUUCAAUCUCGCAUUCGAUAGCAACACGGUGGAGGAGGUGACGAUGCUCCACGAGGUCCGGUCGGAGCUCACCACUUUAAAUACAUUUGUCGAUAGUACAUGGCCUGCCACGCCUCCCAACAACAAGCCGAUGCGGUUGAAAAGCCUCAGGGCGAAUCUCUAUAACCAACGGCAAACCGAAUUCCUUGCAAGCUUUACGGGGCUUGAAAGGUUAUACCUGGUCGGCUCGAGUACCCUUUCCGAUAGCUUUAAUUCGCCGCGCGAGCUACCGGCUCCCUGCGCAUCUUCUGCGACUCUCACACCACCGUCUUCUGAAACUACGAACAUGAAUGGCCCUUUUUCUUCCUCAAAAGACCUCAUAACAGCCCCCGACUCUCCGUCGAACUUACCUAGCCUGCAGGCCAGGUUACGAGAUUCUUCCAUCAACAGCAUCGUCCUCAACCAUGCCGCAACACUACGGCACCUCCUCCUCCCAGCCCGGUGGGCGCUCUCCUCGGGUAACAUAGCGCGUCUCGUCCACGCAAGCCCACAGCUUGAGCAGCUCGCAUUCGCGGCGGAAAUGUCAAGCAUGGACACGCUGGGCCUGCUCCUUCCCUUCCUCCGCAACCUUCAGGCACUCCGUCUUCUUGUGCCAACAGGGUCUUUGUCCGCGGGGUCAGACGAGACCCGCAAUUCGCAAGCAAAGCCGUUUUCGAAAUCGUGCAAAAACAUAGAUGGUCUAGACAUUGGCGCGCGGUCGUUCGCGGAAUUCGUAGAAUUAGACGAUGAGAUCCUUACGGAACGGCUAGGCGAAGCACUCGCUGACCAGCAGCUCUUCCAACGACUUAAGGUCAUUGGGUUCGGUCGCAAGGGAUUCCUUCUGGGCGAAUAUUUUACCGUCCCUGUGGACCGACCACAACCACCACCGCAACCUCAGCCGCAGUCGCAGUCGCAGUCACAACCACCACGAGGCGCCGGCGUCCAAUCCCAAACACCAGCCGCAUCCCGCGCCCCAAGCGCCGAAGACACGAGCCCACUCUCGUUCGUCGACUUCGAUCAGACGAAUCAGACGACGCAGACGAACGGCCACGGUGCCGGCGCGAAUCUCCCAAGCCCAGGCCUCAACCAACCUCCCACGUCAACGUCCUCGCCGAAAAUCCCUCCGCCCCAGCAGAAAAAGAACACAUUCCCGCCAUCGACGCUCGGAAAGCGAAUGCGCGAUGAAGAGUCCUCCGUUGUAUCCGUCGACCAACCACCGGGACUAGGCUCCGGUUCCGCACCCGGUCCGUCGUCCUGGAACGGUCUGGAUCUGAAUGAGUGUCUCUUGCCGGGUCCGAGGAAUCGCACUCUCAGAAGGCGGAUACAGCGUGUUGGCUGGGACGUGCUGAAGCAGUGGGAGAUUUGGGGGCUGGAUACGCAGGAGCUUUGA
Molecule: messenger RNA, 2244 nt
Organism: Aspergillus mulundensis
Lineage: Eukaryota; Fungi; Ascomycota; Eurotiomycetes; Eurotiales; Aspergillaceae
Exons: 2
Coding region: 1-2244 (747 amino acids)
Molecular function (GO): protein binding
Source: RefSeq, a predicted model, not a curated record